Molecule: messenger RNA, 8814 nt
Organism: Mytilus californianus (California mussel)
Lineage: Eukaryota; Metazoa; Mollusca; Bivalvia; Mytilida; Mytilidae
Product: caspase-3-like
Exons: 8
Coding region: 157-1539 (460 amino acids)
Biological process (GO): proteolysis; regulation of apoptotic process
Molecular function (GO): cysteine-type endopeptidase activity; protein binding
Source: RefSeq, a predicted model, not a curated record
AUUUGUAGUUCAUGCAAUGGCUGCUUUUUGUGUGAGGUGAUUAGACGGGUUAAGAAAUUGGAUAAGAAAUAUGGAUUUUGAAUAUGUCAUUAUGCGGGAAAUACUGCAAAUAUGUAGACAAAACUACGUUGUUAACCGUAUUAACAGGAUUCGGAGAUGGAUGGUGGUGGCACAGACUACUGGAAAACAGCACUGUUAGAAGUAAGCGAUGACCUGGAUAGCCGUGAUGCUCUCUCCGUGCGAUAUUUGGUCCAAGAUGAAAUCGGCAACCCUGAUUUUGAGAAGAAAAGAGAUGCAAUUGACAUCUUGAAUCAACUUUUACAUUUGAAAGAUCAAGAACUUGUCAAGCAUGUUGGAGAAUGUCUCUAUUUGAUGGAAAAAUUCACACUAAUCAGGAAACUUGGUUUAAACAAAGAAGAACUGAGAAACCAAGUUGAAAAUAAUGACACUCCAACUAUCAGUCCUUUCAGGAAAGCCUUAUUUAACAUAACAAAAGAAUUGUCAACAGAUGAUGUGGAUAAGAUGAUACGAUUAUCUAAAGAUUUCCUGCAAAAUUUGUCUAUUCGUCGACUAGAAAGAAUUGACGAAAGUGCAAGGGUAUUUGAAUUAUUCAACAUUUUGGAACAGAGAAAAGAAAUUUCAUCUGAAGAUAGUUCCUUCCUUACCAAACUGUUCAAAGAAAUGAAUCGAAAGGAUCUUGAUCAUCAUUUAGAUACACUUACAAAUGGAGGUUUCAAACCAGUCGGGAUAUAUCCGGUAAAUACAGAGAGUCCAGGUUUCUGCAUUAUAUUGAACAACGAAAAAUUUGAAGACUCAGAAAAGUUUCAUGAUAGAAUAGGCUCACAAGCAGAUGUCGCCUUUAUAACAAGAUUGUUUGAAAACCUUCGGUACAAGAUUAUAGUAAAAACCAAUCUUCGAUCAAGAGAAAUCAUUGAUUUUGUACACCGAUUAAAGGCAGAAGAUCACGGGGUGGAUACUUCUUUUGUGUUUUUCAUUUUGUCUCAUGGAGGACCACGCAUGAUAUACGGUGUAGACGGUGUGCCAGUUCAAUUAAGGAAAUUAACCGACGAAUUCACUGCUUCCGCAUGCAAAAGCUUAGCCGGAAAACCAAAACUAUUUUUCAUACAAGCAUGCCAGGGAGAAAAAGAACAGCUUAUGCCAAGAAGGACCAGUCCAAGGCGUCAUCGUGGAGUUAGAAGUGAUGUUGUACUAGUGUCUCCAGAUCAGGAUGAAACACUUGAUGACGUAGUUAUUCCUAAUGCAAGUGACUUCUUUUUGGGAUUUUCUACGGCACCUGGAUACAUCUCCUACCGCGAUCCUAGCAGUGGGUCGUUUUAUAUACAGUCUUUGUGUCGUCAAAUCCAGGAAAAGUGUAAAAGUCACCAUUUACUAGAUAUUUUAACAGAGGUAAACAGUCAAGUAAGCAAACAGAAUAUAUUACUGGACGGUGGACAGAGAGCUAAAACUGUUCCGACACAGGAGACGUCUCUUACCGCCAAGUUCUACUUCUAUCCUGAAACUAGUAAAUAUACAGUCUAACAUGUAAACGGAAUACGAACUGUAUUAAAUUAAUGGUUAAUCUGCUAGAUAACAAAAUAACACUAUAAAUUAUUAAACAAUGUUAUAAAUGUUGGUAACGUUAACCUUUUAAUCCUCGCUUACAAAACUUAGUGUCUACUGGUUAUGUGUUUGCUCAAUUCGUCGUUUAUCUGUCCGUACUUCGGAUCAUCCAAUUCUCUAAAGACAAUUGCCACAUUUCAAUGAAAAUAAAAUCCUACUUAUCUCAUUUCAUUAGAAUCUCGAUUUUGUACAAAACGGGUAUAGAUAAACUUUAAGUACUCUCUUGAUUUCAGUUUAACUUUUACAAAAACUUUUAUCUUAUGGAUAUAUAUAUAUAACGUUACAACGCUGACUUUGUAUUUUGAUUUCAAAUAUGUUUAGGGUUCCCAAACGCGAAAACAUGAAUUGCAUGAAAUAAGUAUACACAUGACAGCAAAGUGCAUGUGAAUUUGUAAGCUUGGAUCACAUGUUUUUGUUUUGUAAAUUGUCUGUAAUUAUAAAGUUUUAAUAUUUUAUUUUUUUUAAAUAGAAAAAUGAAGCUAAGUGACAUUAAUAGUUAUUCAACGAAUGCAUUGUUCAUCUACAGUUCUCUCUUGAUUUGUAAAUAUUAACUAUCCAAUUGAAUUUUCACAUAUUUAGAGAUGUAUUUUAUUUUAAAUAUUAGUGUUUUAAUCAUAAAAAUGCAAUCCUAAAUUAACAGUAACAUUUUAAUCCCAUUUGAAAGGUUUAUUUUAUGAAUGUAAAAUACAGAUACAGAUACCUAUGAAUUUUAUCACAAACUUGCAGUAUGCAAUAUAAUGAUUUGCAUUUUACAAAAAUGGACACUUUCAGUUCAUAAUCAUUUUCGCUGUGAACAAUAUACGUACACAGAGAUCCACAAAAACGGCAUUCAUGUUCAAUUUAAUAUGUAGUUCGAAUCAUUAGGUAAAAAAACACAUAACCUAGGAAAGGUAAAGUUCAUCUUUUUCCUAAAUGUGUAGGUGUUUGUAUAUUAUAUCGGUUAUAUGGAAAAGUAAUGAAUAUGAAACUAUAUUUUUUUUCCAAACUGUGACACACAUAGAUGAAAUAUGCUGCUGUUAAUUGAUUUCAUUCUUAACAAACACAAUAAUAUACAGAUAACAUCAUUAUCUAAACAUUUCUUAAUACUUUUGUUGUCUAGUUCUUAAAAGGAUAUUUCUACAGGGGUUACAAAUAAAAUUUUCAAGCAAAUCCAAUUUAAAUUGUAUUUCAACAGAAACCAGGUAUUUAGGCACAAUAAGCAAAACAAGUUUCGUAUUGUGGUUCAAAUGCUUUAAUUGUUUAAUUGUUAAAACAAUGCAAAACAUAACUGUCAUGAAAAAUAGAAAAUAUAGGGGGAUAAAAGGUACUUCUUUUUGUAAAAAUAUCAGUGGAUAAGAAGAUUUUUUUCUGUUUAUAUUAUCAUGUAUCACGUUUUUUCCUGCAAAAAUAUAAUGAUGUUAAGAUUAAAAAUUAAAAAAACGAAUGUUACAAAAACGCAUGAUUUCAAUGAUCACACGACAUUGAACAAUCUCAUCAGGUACACUUGAGACCUAGACGUUAAGAAAACAACCCAAACCAUCUCAAAUCAACUUUUUCUGAGUGUGUUGCAACCUUAUCAUUCGUACAAUAAUCUUAUAUUAUAACCAGGAAAUGUACAGAUAAUACGUAUCAGAAGCAAUGGCUACUGGGGUAUAAAUAAAAAGCAGUGGGAGUUAAAAAUGUCUGAAACGACUUCAACACGAAACUACACAAGAUUUCUGUAUUUUUUAAAGUCAAAUUAGUCGUCUUCUAUUGUGACAAUAAAAAUGGACUAGUUAAUUGAUAACCAUUUUUCUUUAAAUCAAUACGAGCAACAUUAUAUUGUUUAGGAGAAAAUGAUAUGCCUUUGUGGAUUAUUUGUGUACAUUGCUAAUAGGGAUCUGUGAUUCCAUCAGAAAGUGUCUGUAUUUCUAUUUUUGUUCAAAUACUAAUAUGUUAGAAACGUCUACCUGAUUUGUCUUAUUAUUUGAAACAGUAUAGAAAAUUUGUUACCAUUAAAUGAACUCCCAUAUUAUCAUCUUUUAUUAAAUCACUAUGCUUAUGAAAGGGAAAUGUACUCAAAAAGAAUACCUAGCUGAUUCCACAGAACACUUAACUCUAAACAUGCUAAAGAAGGAAUAUUUAAUAACAUACGGUUGAUAAGUGUAUCGCAUUUUGCGAACAAAACACAAUUAAUGCUCUUAAUUUUUUGUGUGAAAAGAUGAACAGGUGAUGUAUAAUGCAUUAUUAUUAAUUAUUUAUAUCGUAUUAUUUUAAGUGUGUUGUCCUCUAGACAGUUAAAAAUAAACAAUUUAAUGUAAGUUGAUUGACCUAUUACUAGAUUCAAUUUUUUCAACCAGUUUGUAAACCCUAUUGGAUAUUUGUUAUCAACAUUUGUUAAACUUUGUUAUAUCAUAUUUUGUUGUAUUUCUUAAAGUAAACCUUGCUUUAGACAGAAUUUUCUCACAGCUAACAGUAGUGUAUGUUCAGUCAUGUUGUUGUAAUUACAUGUAAUUGGUAGUCCUUUCUUAUAUAUACCAUUUGCACAUUCCUAAUUUUUAACCGGAUUUUCGUAGGGAAUAUCGGUUAUUAAAAUGGUGAUAUACGGCGGGCGGCUGGGCGGUUUGGCGGCUGCAAAACAGUGUCCGCACAAUAACAUGAAAACGCUUUAACAAUUUUUUUUCAAAUUUAAAAAUGUUGUUUCCUGGGACUUAAUGAAGGUCUCUAUUAAUUUUCAAGAUUUUAGUAUAUCUUCUUUGUGAGUUAUCGCCAUUUUUAAUAUCCAAAAGUAGAAUUUUAAAAUAUUUUACUGUUGUUAUCAUUUUAUGGUUUGUCUUAUUUCAGAAUAAAAAUUGGAGUGACAGAUUUAUUUGAAAAUUAUCUAUUUCCUAAGUGGUAAUGGUUAUAAGCUAUAUCAUUAGACAUUUUGAAGAUGAUUACAUUAUUAAUUAUGUUAGAGUACUAUGUUAAACAACCAUAGUUCUGUUCAAUCAGAUAUUAUAAAUAUUCAGCAUAUGAUAAUGAUUUAUUUUCAUUAUUAAUUAGAUCUUGGAAAUAAUUUAGCAUAUGAUAAUCAUUGGAGUGACAGAUUUAUUUGAAAAUUUUCUGUUUUCUGAUAAGAUCUGUAGGACUGUAUAUAUACAGUUUGAAACUUACUAGUAUUACUGUAUAAAUGAAGUAUGGAAUUUACUGUUCAUUAUUAGACAUUUUGUAGAUAAUUAAGUGUCCGUUAAUCAUAUAUAUUCUUACCCCUUCCCCCCUUCAAUUUGAUAAUGUGCUUUUAUCUUGUAAACGGUUGAGAUCCCUACUCCUAAACCAUAUAUAUUCUUGUAUGGGACAAUAAAACAAAUCAAAUGAAAUAUUGGGAUAGUCCUCGGGUUAACGGCUACCCUCCUUUUUUUGAAAACUUGUAAAUGUGCAAGCUCUCCACCCUGAAACCAUAUGUAAUUGUAUGUUACAAAUAAAAUGAAAUAAAAGGUGAGUCCCCUGGGGUCAUCCCCAGCAUGUCUGUUUGAAAACUUGUAAACGGUCGAGAUCCCCACCCCUAAACAAUAUAUAUUUUUGUAUGGGACAAUAAAAGAAAUCAAAUGAAAUAUAGGGGAAGUCCAUUGUGGUAACCCCCCAUCCCCUUCUGUUUGAGAAAUUGUAAACGGUUGAGAUCCCCACCCCUAAACCAUAUUUAUUCUUGUAUUUGACAAUAAAACAAAUCAAUUGAAAUUUAGGGGAAGUCCCCUGGGGUAACCCCCACCCCCUUUUUUUUGAAAACUUGUAAACAUUCAAGAUCCCCACCCUGAAACCAUAUAUAUAUUCUUGUAUGUGACAAUAAAACAAAUCAAAUGAAAUAAAAGUCAAGUCCCCUGGGGUCAUCCCCACCUUCUUUCUGUUUAAGAACUUGUAAACGGUCGAGAUCCCCACCCCUAAACCAUAUAUAUUCUUGUAUGGGACAAUAAAACUAAUCAAAUGAAAUAUAGGGGAAGUCCAUUGGGGAAAACCCCUACCCCCUUUUUUUUGAUAACUUGUAAACGGUCAAGAUUCCCACCCAGAAACCAUAUAUAUUCUUGUAUGGGACAAUAUAUCAAAUCAAGUGAAAUAUUGGGGAAGUCCACGGGGGUAAACACUACCCCCUUCUUUUAGAAAACUUGUAAACGGUUAAGAUCCCCAACCCUAAACCAUAUAUAUUCUUGAAUGUUACAAUAAAACAAAUCAAAUGAAAUUGAGGGGAAGUCCCCUGGGGAAACCCCCACCCCCUAUUUUUUGGAAAACUUGUUAACGGUCAAGAUCCCCACCCCGAAAACAUAUAUUUUCUUGUAUGGGACAAUAAAACAAAUAAAAUGAAAUAUAAGUCGAGUCCCCUUGGGUCACCCCACCCCCCUCCUGUUUGAGAACUUGUAAACGGUCGAGAUUCUUACCCCAAAACCAUAUAUAUUCUUGUAUAGGACAAUAAAACAAAUCAAAUGGAAAAUAGGGGAAGUCCAGGGGGUCACCCCCACCCCCCUUUUUUUUGAAAACUUGUAAACAGUCAAGUUCUCACCCCAAAACCAUAUAUAUUCUUGUAUGGGACAAUAAAACAAAUCAAAUGAAAUAAAAGGCGAGUCCCCUGGGGUCACCCCACCCCCUCCAGUUUGAGAACUUGUAAACGGUCGAGAUCCCCACCCCUAAUUCAUAUAUAUUCCUGUAUGGGACAAUACAACAAAUCAAAUGAAAUUGAGGAAAGUCCCCUGGGGUAACCCCCACACCCCUUCUUUUUCAAAACUUGUAAAUGGUCAAGAUCCCCACCCCGAAACCAUAUAUAUUCUUGUAUGGGACAAUAAAACAAAUCAAAUGAAAUAUGAGGUGAAUCCCCUUGGGUCACCCCACCCCCCCACCUGUUUAAGAACUUGUAAACGGUUGAGCUUUUCAUUAUUAAUAAGAUAAUACCACAUUGAGGUCCAAAGGGUCCUAAAUUAAACUUUUGUUUAAUUUCAUCAAAUAUUGAAUUCUUUGGUUCUUUGAUAUGCUGAUUCUAACAAUGUUUGAGUGUUAAAUCAUAUCUAAUUUAGAGAACUUAGUCAUCACUGGUUGUUGUUAUUAUAUAAUUGAUUAUAAUUUGAAAAAAUGCAUCAUAAUUUUUAGAGAACUAUUUAUCCAGUUUGAGUUAUUUCCAUUUGUACAGAAAAUAUUAUGGAUAAAAUUAACCUGUGUUUCAUUUCAACAUAAGUUAAAAAUAUAUAUAUAGGGUUCUUUCAAAUGCUGAAUCUAAACAUUCAAGAUCCCCACCCUGAAACUAUAUAUAUUCUUGUAUGUUACAAUAAAACAAAUCAAAUGAAAUAAAAGUUAAGUCCCCUGGGGUCGUCCCCACCAUCUUUCUGUUUAAAAACUUGUAAACGGUCGAGAUCCCCACCCCUAAACCAUAUAUAUUCUUGUAUGGGACAAUAAAACUAAUCAAAUGAAAUAUAGGGGAAGUCCAUUGGGGUAACCCCUACCCCCCUUUUUUUUGAUAACUUGUAAACGGUCAAGAUUCCCACCCAGAAACCAUAUAUAUUCUUGUAUGGGACAAUUUAUCAAAUCAAAUGAAAUAUAGGGGAAGUCCACGGGGCUAAACACUACCACCUUGUUUUUAAAAACUUGUAAACGGUUAACAUCCCCACCCUAAACCAUAUAUAUAUUAUAUAAUUGAUUAUAAUUUGAAAAAAUGCAUCAUAAUUUUUAGAGAACUAUUUAUCCAGUUUGAGUUAUUUCCAUUUGUACAGAAAAUAUUAUGGAUAAAAUUAACCUGUGUUUCAUUUCAACAUAAAUUAAAUAUAUAUAUAGGGUUCUUUCAAAUGCUGAAUCUGAACUCUAUUUAAAUAUUAGAUUUUUAAGCCCAGUUUUUAAGUUGGUCCAAAUCAGGGUCCAAAAUUAAACUUUGUUUGAUUCAACAAAAAUUGAAUUUAUGGGGUUCUUUGAAAUGCUGAAUCUAACCAUGUAUUGAGAGAUUUUAGAUUGUGGGCUCCUUUAUCAAAUUGGUCCACAUUGAGGUCCAAAGGGUCCUAGAUUAAACUUUUGUCUGAUUUCAUCAAAAAUUGAAUCCUUGGGGUUCUUUGAUAUGCUGGUUCUAAUAUGUACUUAGAUUUUGGAUAUUGGACCAUAAUAGGUAUUUAAAUGUCCAAUUUCAAAUAUAUCAGUUCUUUCACUACAUUCAUUUUGAGUCACAAACAUAUGAUGUGUCAAAUAUUCAAUCACAAUCCAAAUUCAGAGCUGUUUUAAGUUUAAAUGUAGUGUCCAUACUUGCUCAACUGUUCAGGGUUCGACCUCUGCAGGAAAAUCCGGUUUGCUGUCUCUCUGACAGCCUUUUGUUUCAAUUCCUCUAAUGUUUAUAUGAUUAGACUAUGGUUUUUUUUUAUCUAUUUUAAUUUUUAUCACUUCGAGGUUAUUAUCUGUUCUCGUUUUACAGGCUAAAAUUUUAAUAUGUAAAAUUUCAACUGUUAAAACAAUUAAUUAAUGGCGCUUAAAUGACAUCGUUGAAGAAUUCCCCUACGAAUAUUUAGUGGGUUAAAAAUCCAUCCUUUAUUUACUGCACACAGGCAAAUUUUGCUCACCUGAAUUUCACAUUAAUCUCACGCGAAAUUCACCUCAAAGAUUUCACGUCAGAUUCACCUCAAACGAGCUUAUACAUGAAACUCACAUGAAAAUUUUCAUAUUUUUUCACGUGGAUUACACGUUAACUUUACAAAAAAAAUGUAUUUUUCAUGAUUUUAAUUAAAUUUGAAAAUUAGAAUAUUAUUUGAAUAAUUUUAUUUUUAAAAUUCACCUGAUUUUCACGUGAAAAAAAUUCAUAUGGUUUUCACGUGGAAUGCACAUGAGUUUCACAUGAGAUUUACGUGAAACUCACAUGAACUGAUUUCACGUGAUUUUCACGUAUAAGCUCGUUUGAGGUGAAAUUCGGAUUCACAUGAAAUUCAUGUGAGUGAAAUUAUCCUGUGUACAGUUUUUAACAUUUUAUACACGAUUUUGACCAAUUGUAACAUUACUUUUAAAUUCCAUUAUGUAAACAUGUGUUUAUUUUUUUUUAAGUUUAAACUGCAUGCCACAUGCAUUUGUAAAUAUCAUGCUAAACUUUAAAGAAACUUGUAACCUUUAAAAGCUAAUUUCAAAAGAGGAGAUGAUAUAGAAAUAUACAAUCUCUCUACACGUCUUAAUGCAAAAUUGGUUUGAUUUUAGCUGUCACUCAUUUGUAUAAGAGAAUUUGAUUAUUAGAAUUAAAAUACUUUACAUAGA